Amoebophrya sp. A120 is the source of this 3866-nucleotide messenger RNA. NCBI's taxonomy places the organism in Eukaryota, Dinophyceae, Syndiniales, Amoebophryaceae. The record is from the annotation of a GenBank genome assembly.
AUGGUCGCUCCGUUCCGCUGGUUGUGUCUACAGCAUCACAAUUAGCUUUUUACGCAGACCAAAAUUGAAACCCAUCUCUCCGCCGACGUGAUCUGUCGUGGUCGCGCCGGAUCGAAUGAAGGGCACACUGUAGAAGCUAACUUCGGCCUGAAAGUGUGAGUAUGCGGUUGGGUCUAGAACCUUGUGCUAUGUUCUUAAGUAAUUGUAACACGCUGUGACGCGGCGUGUAGUGCAGCAAGCGUGAUGUUGGUACGAUACAGGUUCGGGACUCUAUUUUUUUCGUGCGCUCCAUGAAAAGCUGCCUUUUUUUCCGGACAACAAUCGUCCGCCUUUUUCGACCUUCCGAUAGAAUCAUCUAGGAAUGGGAGACACUGAGCUUGAUAAGCCCCGCUUUCUUGCCAGGCUCGUCACCAAGGGUGUUUCCAACAGCUCGAACUUGGCGCAACGCUCUGCGCGCAGGAAGUUUUUUUAUUCACUCAAGGAUGAGUUAGUCAGCACUGGGGGGCACGCUUGUUAAGCACGCAUGCCUCACGUUUUUGCAUGGUAUGAGUGCUGAACCGCGCUGCUAUAAUAUUCAGGUCUCCAUCCGGGGACCUUUGCCCGUCCUCAUGUCCUGGGAGUGCAACUAUCUUCGUGUGGACUUGUAGGACUUGAAAAGCACCCGGCUGUGUGUGUGUGUGUGAUGCGGCGAUAUGACCAUAAUUUUCUUGCAGGCGCUGCUUCGAUGUUGUCGUUUUAUUUGCAUCCACCAUGUAUUCCUAAUAUAUAUUCACAUUCACGUUUUUUAUUUUUGCACCAUUUGCAUUUCCAUGUGGAACCGUCCCCGUACCAUCUAAAUACGCAUGAACACUAUAUCAUUUUUUAGGUUUCGUAGUGCCACAACGAUGCUGCUCGAUGGACUAGAAUUGCUGCGUCGUACCGCCGUGGGGUGUUACAUUCAUCAUUAUCGCAGCACCGCCUUGGCUUGCGGCGCAACUCGAAGCCGACUCUAUUUCACAUAGGCUGUCCGUUGUUGCGAUAGUUUGCACCGGCCGGGGGUCCAGCGGGUGAGAGCAAUCAUCCGAGAAGUGUUUAUUACAAGAUAAAGACAACCUUAAUAUUGGUGGAAGUUUUCUUCACUGCAACCGGCGAGUAUUCUCAACAGCAACGUACUACACCCCACUUCUCAGCAUGGUUGGUCCGGGAGUUACCUUGUCAAGUUCGGCAACCUUUCGUCAAGUCGCUGCGCGGGGAAGUGUGCGGUUGCAAGAAGCUGUCCUGGGACGGUUCGCUACAGCAGUGCCGCUUCUUGGAAAGAAGGUUGCGGCUGCGCCGGCGUGGCAGCGGCCGGCGGCGAGUUUCUUCGAGAUCUGGCCAAAAUUGCGGACCUGCAUUCCGAAGUACCAGGAAUUUGUGAAGAGUUGUGACGCGAAGGACCUGAAGGAUGCUCAUGUCUUCAUGAAUGAGGGCGCCUCGAAAGAGCUCGUGGAGUACUACCUGUGUUGCGCCCUGAUGCUGCAAAGAGAGGCGGUGGAGAAGGCGGCGUCCGACUCUCAGGCUCUUCUAGCGUUGGCGGAGAAGGUCGCCCGUGAGCAUGUAGAGCCGGUUAUCCAAGACGCCCAGCGUCUUGCUCUUGAAUACCGAGAGGACGUGCACCGGAACCUCGAGGAGCUCACCGUUUGGCGUGAAGUUGAUGAGUCGCUUUACUGGCACCACUCCUUGAAGACGCUGCUUCCUCAGCAGUAUGAUGAUUAUUGCAAAGCAACGACGCAGGGACUGGCUGCCACUUUGGCAGAGCGACAGGGACAGCUCCUGCGCGCGCAUCACAAGCAGGACCAGCAAGUCACCACCGAAACCCGAAGCAGCAGCGGGACUGUAGCGCCGGGUGAGGAGGUGGAGGGCGACAGAGCACCUGCUUGCGGCCCUGCGGGAGGCGGCGCUUUUCGCACAGUGGAUGAGAAAGCGUCGCACGGCAUGAAGAUAAAAGCUUGCUCGUCCUCCGCCGAGAUAAGAGGAACGGACGAGGAGGAGGCGGGAGCACUUGCACUUCCCACCGCGGAGCAGGUCGCAUCUGAGCUCGAAGCCUCUUCGGAAGCACGUGCCUUGGCGUUAGCCCUGUACACUGGCUGGAUUGACUUGGCUGGGAUGCCGGUGCGUGGAGCGAUACGAAAUUGCCUAGUGUAUCCUGGCCUGUUGAUCAGAUGUUGCGCGCCCAUGUAGUGCGCAGCACCAGGCGCGUUUGUCAUGCUUGCACUGUGACGAGCUUUGUUUCCGUCACCUUUUGCUUUUUCAGAUGGAGAGUCAGUAAUAGCUUCGCAUGAAAUUUAAAUUAUUGAAGCUUGACGUCGCUCCGGGAGCCUCCACAGGAAAGUCUACUUCAUACAUAUAUAUUGAUAUGCAUCUAAUUUAUAGAUUUUGCAUCGCAGCACGCAUGACAAACUUCAAACGGCUCGCAUUGCAGUACUAGCAUCUGCAUCGAUUCAAGAUGUGAAAGCCCAGGAUAACUUGCCAUGAUGCUAGCAGCAAACUGCGUGGCUUGUACCGUUUAGUGGCAGUAGCUCUUGCACUUGCUAGUAGUUUUCUAGAUAAAAUUAGAAUUUGAAAAAGCGACGCUCUCGUCGGAUGUAUCGCAGCUUUCAAGAGUGCAACAUCUGACGAGGCCAUAUAUUGGAUCACUCGCUUUUGCACGGAGUGCCACGGGCGUGGGACGGCGCAGGAUUGGUCCCGCAGAUGAAGCAUGCGGGCGAAUUUUCCAGGAACCGAAAGCGCGUGAGAGAGCACGACUUCUCAUCUGAUUCCGGCCGCGAACCCGAGACCUAGCAAUUCCAAGUGCCGACCGUGGCCCGAGGGCCUUGCGCUCCGUGGACUUUUUUCAGUAGGCGCCCACUCAUCGCAGCUUUGUAUGUUGUCAUCGUGCUGUUCGGGCUGCUGCGGAAAGCGCGUAGGGAGAGAUGACUGUGGUGCCGGCACUUUUCAUUUUCUUCUCAUCCGUUCCUGGACAGCAACAGCACGGAUCGAUCCGUGACUCUCCAGACUUGUGUGCUACUCGUGGCCCAGCGUGCGGUGCGUGUCGAAGCAAAUAGAGAUAGACGCUAUGAUCUGCGUGUCUGUUCGCACAGUAGCCCAACCAUUGAUCCUUUUUUCGCAAGCAGAGCGAUCAACAUCAAGACAUGGACAGAAAAGUAAGCAGUAACCACCCUGCGGGGGUCGCCGCGGCCGAGCCGGAAGGCGUAACGCAAGUGCCUGUCCUUGUUGCUUCAUAUCCAAGCGCCUGCAGUGCUGCGUCGAAACAUGAGCGGAAAAAAUGGAGGCGCGUCGAUGGGACAAGAACGAGAAGUAGGUCUCCUUUAACUUCUGUUCUCUACUUCAGUAAUUGAAAUGGGUUGGGUAUAAUCAAAUUGUUGCGAUGAAAUUUGUUAUCUGGCUCGGGUAUGGAAGUGAAUCAAGAAAAAGAGGAGCCGCGCGAGGCAGGUACUUCCAAGCUCGGAGCUGCGCUGUAGCGCGGCAGAAACAGUGUUGACCUGUAAUACAACUGCUAGGGCUUGAUGUUGAUAAUGAUAAUGAUAAUAAUUACUCCUGCUAUCGCUUAGUGGGGAGGUUAGGCUUCAUCUAGUAGCAGUAGCUUCUAGCCCUGUUGCCGCCGAUCCAGAGCCAUAGAAAGAUAGCGACCUGCCACCCACCCACCUGGGUGCCUGGAUAUGAUAUUGGCAUCAACUAAAAUAAAUGGUGCGGCGAGCACUGAUUGAUUCCGAGUGGAUGGGUUCCCUCCGUAUGACCACCACUCACGGAAAGACUGCGCUUCAUCAUCGUCGUGCUGCGCUUUUCAUUGGCCAAUGCUGUUCCAGAGCAAGCUGCUGGCGCUGGUUCUUUUUCCUUGACCCUACUGC